CAUCAUUGACUGCAGUACCCUCUUCUUGAACGAUAUCAGGCGUCCAUGCAAUGGACAGCGUCCUACCCUCCGACUUUCAGAAUGUCCUACGCCUAUCCCUGAAGUCAUCCGCUGACCUCAUCGAGACGCUCGAAGCCCCUCAAGGACGAGGGCCGUCUCCGGACCAUAUUCGAAAGAUUAUCGCAGCCAUACUAUGGCACCGGAAGUUCAUUUUGUCCUACUACGCCGUGAUAGGCGUGGUCAUCACGAUAUCAUGCGCCCAUGGCAUAUAUGACAAGAUUGAGAGGCGCUCGAGAAAGAAGAAGGAAAGUGGGACAGACACAUCGACACCCUCGCCAACGGUAUCGUCAUCCUCCAGCACACUCAGAGGGACAAUAACGCCCCGCGACAAGGACGAUGACGGCGUGCUCGUCACAGAGAACACGCUUCUUCUGCCGCAACAGACGAUCGCUUCCGUCCAGCGCCCUCGCCUGCUUCACCGGCUGAAGGCUUUCCUCUUGUACCAGCCUCGGCCUGUUCGCGCACUGACUUCCCCAUCCAAUGUCCUGCCAAACCAUGGCACGUCUUUGUUGGUCAUUCUCUUCCUUGCCAUCAAUAUCUUCUAUCUCAUGUACCGAGCGCCACUAUCGAUCUCUUGGAUAUUCAUUCUGGCGGACCGAGCUGGCCUUCUUUUCGUGGCCAACUUACCUGUUUUGUAUAUCCUUGCAGCGAAGACGAAUCAGCCGAUCAAAUGGCUGACAGGAUGGUCCUACGAAGGGCUGAACUUAUUCCAUCGGCGAUUAGGCGAGUGGAUGAUAGUCGUCGCUGUCAUCCAUAUGCUCGGCAUGUUCGUCGUAUGGUACACUAUUCUCCGUUCACUUGGCUUCGAUCUCAUCCGCUAUCUGACUGCCCCAACGGUCUUUCUGGGGAUUGCAGCAAUCGUUUCCUACUUCAUCAUAUACAUCACGAGUGUCGGUUGGUUCCGACACCUAUACUAUGAGACGUUCCUCGGUCUGCAUAUAUUCUUCCAGGUGGCAGCACUUGCGUUUCUGUUCUUCCACUAUCCCACAGCCCGGCUAUAUGUCCUGGCGACCUUUGCGAUAUGGGCUAUCGAUAGAUUGCUCUGGCGGAUUACUUUGUCUACUCGAAAAUACAUUGCCACUCUAGAGAUCGCUCCGGACGGACAGACUGUUUUAAUCCAUUGCAACAUAGAUUUACGGCGCAGACUAUUCGGCACACGCAUGGGACUGCAUCAUGGCUGGCUUCCUGGUCAGCAUGUGUUUCUAACAAUACCAUCAAUGGGCUUCAAGUAUGGUUUCCAGACGCAUCCUUUCACCAUUGCUUCACCUGCUCCACCGCGGGAGGCCAAUGUCGGAUUAUGGCCGCUUCAGCUUGUCAUUCGUUCCAUCGAUGGAUUCUCCUUAGAUUUGCUCAAAUAUGCUCGUCAUCAUCAGCACUGUCAAGUCUUUCUGGAUGGACCCCACGGCGGCAUCGAGGCUCUCGAAGCUGCUCAACAUGCCGACCGUGUUUGCUUCAUUGCUGGAGGAAGUGGCAUUGCCGUUACCUAUCCGCUAGCAUGGGACGUCCGCGUUGACUAUGCGAUGCAACGUGAAGCACCAGUCAGCACCCGGGCCGUGUACAAAGACGGGGUGAAGUCAGUGUGUUCGGUUUCUGAAUGCGGUCCUCUUAUCGAAUUUUCCCAAUUCGCACAUUUCUGGGUGCGACAGGAGUCCAGCCAUUCAAGGUGGAUUUCGAUGUUCCCGAGAGCUGCUAGCGUUAGGCAAAACUCUAUGAGCGAGUCCUGUCCCCACGAUGUUGGUAAAGACGCGGAUCAGGAGGAUGUUGUUGCGACCAUUGUUACCCACAGCUUUGACACUCGGAGUCCGCAUUCUGACGGAGGUAGGCCAGAUAUCAGAAGUGAAGUCUGGAAUUGGGUGACUUCGAGCCCUUCGACAAGAGCAUCAUCUUCCGCGCUUCUCGGAUGUGACAAUCCUCAGUCGCUGCCCCAUUCAUUGGUGAAGACCUCCAGCAUAUUACACCGCACACCGGGACGCGAGGCGAGACCACGCAAAGAACGGAUAUGUCUCAUCGUCUCAGGGCCGGACGGACUCGUUCGCGACGUCAGGAAUACCGCGGCUCAUCUCAUCCGAGAAGGGUGGGAUAUUCAAGUGUGGGUGGAAAAGUUUGGAUGGUAAGGGACAACGACGACGGUACAUGACGAGAAUCAUAUAACGAAAUAUGCAGAAUACAUUCAACCACGAAAGUUCAUCCCGAUCCGAAGUUUGCCCCCAAGCUUGACUCAUAUCUGUAUGUUGAUCUGCUUGAGAUGUUGAUGACAGGAGUUGGCG
Exophiala xenobiotica is the source of this 2327-nucleotide messenger RNA. RefSeq lists its product as uncharacterized. The transcript has a single exon. NCBI's taxonomy places the organism in Eukaryota, Fungi, Ascomycota, Eurotiomycetes, Chaetothyriales, Herpotrichiellaceae. Gene Ontology annotation, cellular component: plasma membrane. Gene Ontology annotation, biological process: intracellular iron ion homeostasis; copper ion import; iron ion transport. Gene Ontology annotation, molecular function: ferric-chelate reductase activity. The record is from RefSeq and is a predicted model, not a curated record. Bases 51 to 2174 code for a protein of 707 amino acids.